UAUGUCAUAUGUCAAAUUCAAAAUGUCCGAAUAGCAGUGGUUAUAAAACCGAACUUAGCAAAAAUAGCCCUCGGAGCACCCUCAGCCGUAACUACAAUCACAAAAAAGAUGUCGGCAAACGCGAGUCCAUCACACUACACUGAAGAUGCAUUCGUGACGGAUGCAAACUUCAAAGUAGAAAUCAAUCAAAAAAUGAAGGUUCCCGACAAGAUCAGCUUCACUACUGACUUGAACGGCGGGAACCCCGGUCUGUGGGACAGGGACAACAUCAACAUGCAAGUCCCCGAGAGAAUCCUAGUUGUAGGCCAGCACCAGCACAUCGGAACUAGGGCACCCCCUCGAGAAAUUGUUUUCGAUAACUCGGUCCUUCCAGCAGAGCCGUACCCCGGAGACGUCCGAGUGGCGACCCCGCCUCGUACUUUAACGCUAGACAAGUACCCGUUUCCCACGCUCGAGGAGAUGGACGAUCCCGAGCUGGAGCAAAUACCAGUUAUUAAGCCAAAGAAAAAGCCGGCGUUUGACGACUCCGAUCUGAGUUUGUCGGUGAGGGAGAGCACGCCGCCUAUUGGGGGCAGCGGCGACAGGUUAACACCGGCAGAGGAGAUUUUACACCUGAGGCGACAAAUGGCCAAGCUGAAUCGGCGGGUGAUGGCGUUAGAGUUGGAGAAUUUGGGGAGGUUGCAGAAAGAGAAGUUUCUUUUAGGGUUCGGGGUUGCUUAUUUGCUGCUGAAAGUGAUUGUUUGGAUGAACCGAGAUUAGGGCGACGUAGUCAUUGUUGUUCCCCGUAAGUAAGAAAUAAAUUGUGUUUACCUUGUAUUGACUUGAACCUAGACUGUGACUUAAGUAUCAUAUUUCUUCAAUUUUUUUAAGUUUUUAUUAGUCUGUUGUAAUCUUUUUAAAUACACUUAUCACAAUUAA
Zophobas morio is the source of this 918-nucleotide messenger RNA. RefSeq names its product transport and Golgi organization protein 11 (gene Tango11). The coding region runs from base 109 to 759 and encodes 216 amino acids. The transcript has 3 exons. The record is from RefSeq and is a predicted model, not a curated record. Lineage: Eukaryota; Metazoa; Arthropoda; Insecta; Coleoptera; Tenebrionidae.